AGCACUCGCUCAUGAAAUGUUAAAACUCUGGGCACAAAGAGACAACGAGGUGCUCGAUUACAUGUUUUACUUUGACAUGAGACAAACAUCCCACAUCAGGACGGACACGAGCUUGGAGGACCUCCUCUUCAGUGUGUUCAGUGAACCAGAUGAAGGCAAAGAAGAGGUCUUACAGGACAUUAAGCUGAACUCUGACAACGUUACACUCAUCUUUGAUGGAGUCACAGAUCUGUCUUCAUCAGUGCUGAAGAGACUUGUAGAGAAGGACCUACUACCUGAUGCUAAACUCAUCUUGACUUGCAGACAGGAUGAUGAGGAAGAGUUCGCUUCUGAGGACUUUUUCAGAGUGGAAGUAAAAGGCUUUAGUGAGCAGACUAUAAAAACAUACUUAUAUGCAAUGCUCGGCAAAGAACAGAAGGUUGUGACCAACGUGGAGUUGUUAACUCUGUGCCAUGUCCCAAUGUAUGCACUGAUGGUGGCUGUCUGCUUUUCAUUUGAGACACCAGAAGACUCUCCACAGCCAUGCACCAUUACUGAAAUCUACAUCAAUAUCGUUCGUUUUUCCCUUCAGAUGAACAACCACAACAUAAAAAAAAGAAAUCUAAAUCCUUUCAUCAACAACAAGAGUAAGGAGAUACUGUCUUUGGCUGAGGCUGCUUUUCAUGCAACUGAAGGAAAAACUGUGAACUUGACAGAACGUCCCUGUGAGGACAGCUGUGUCCUUUGCUUUCUGAAAGCACUUUUUAUCGACGUUGCCCACACUGAGACAAAAGCCACAUAUGCAUUUCUCCAUUACACAAUGCAGGAGUUUUUUGCAGCUCUGUGGCUCUUAAAGAAUCCAGAGAAAAUCAAGGACGUUUUUCAGCAAUGCCUCACAGAGGAGAAGAAACACAUGAAACAUCUGAUCCCUUUCAUGUGUGGAUUGUUAAAUGAGAAGAGCCCCAGUUUGAUGAACUGUCUGAUUCCAGCUCAGGAGCUCAAGAAUACAUCUAACUGGUUCUUCAAGGAAUUGAUGACCACGUUUUUCAACAGUGAGCUUGAGGAGGACAUACUCUUCUUCUGCCAGUGUUUGUAUGAGUCCCAGUGUCCUGAAGCAUGCGUCCACCUUCUGGACAAACUGGGCUGCCAUCUUGAUCUCAGUGGAGAGACUCUCGAUCCUUACCCUUGCUGCGCUGUGGCCUAUGUGGUCACUCAGUCAAAGAGGAAAAUCUCCCUGAACCUUGAGGACGUCACGGUGUCAGAACAAGGAAUGACACGACUAUUUGGAUGCCUUGAAAAUGUCCAAUGGUGUGACCCUCUGCCACAGCAUCUUGGGGAGAUCUUUCUUCUCAGUGAAGGACAGAGGACCGAUGAGCUUACUUGGGCCUUGAUGGAAAUCGGCUGCAACCUUCCAGUUGGGUCAGCUCCUGCAGUCUGGACCAUAAACCUCUCAGAGAGAAAGAGCUCCAUCCUCCUGGAAGUGCUGAAACUCCAAUCAGAGAAGAAACCAGUGGAGCUGACAGGCUGCUCAGAUGAAGAGAGUGAAGUGAGGAGUUUCCUACAGUGUCUGCCUUAUAUCUCACAGCUCAGGUCUGAGUCUCCUUCCAUCAUUACGUCGGUUUUCCAGUCAGCUCCUGCAGUCUGGACCAUAAACCUCUCAGAGAGAAAGAGCUCCAUCCUCCUGGAAGUGCUGAAACUCCAAUCAGAGAAGAAACCAGUGGAGCUGACAGGCUGCUCAGAUGAAGAGAGUGAAGUGAGGAGUUUCCUACAGUGUCUGCCUUAUAUCUCACAGCUCAGUGUUCAUCGGUGGUCAGAUCGAUCUGAAGGAGUCAGGUUCUUUGUGAAUCUGUUCUGUGCAGCAGAGAGAGAACAGCUGACAGGAGAGAAGACUCUGGAGCUGUUAUCAUCCGUGUGCAGAUAUGAAACAUUCCCUAUUAGAGACCGGGGGUAUGAUUAUUAUGAUGAGGAUGAUGACACCAUUAAUGAAUAUCAGAGUGAUUUCCUGCUGGAUCUGUACUCCCACCUGAAGAACUAUGAGACUGAAUCAGGUCUGAGUCUCCUUCCAUCAUUACAGUCAGUUUUCCAGUCAGCUCCUGCAGUCUGGACCAUAAACCUCUCAGAGAGAAAGAGCUCCAUCCUCCUGGAAGUGCUGAAACUCCAAUCAGAGAAGAAACCAGUGGAGCUGACAGCCUGCUCAGAUGAAGAGAGUGAAGUGAGGAGUUUCCUACAGUGUCUGCCUUAUAUCUCACAGCUCA
This is a messenger RNA of Etheostoma spectabile (orangethroat darter), 2234 nucleotides long. Its product is annotated as protein NLRC5. NCBI's taxonomy places the organism in Eukaryota, Metazoa, Chordata, Actinopteri, Perciformes, Percidae. The record is from RefSeq and is a predicted model, not a curated record.